Molecule: messenger RNA, 2562 nt
Organism: Pomacea canaliculata
Lineage: Eukaryota; Metazoa; Mollusca; Gastropoda; Architaenioglossa; Ampullariidae
Product: DNA polymerase alpha subunit B-like
Exons: 18
Coding region: 11-1894 (627 amino acids)
Biological process (GO): DNA replication; DNA replication initiation
Cellular component (GO): alpha DNA polymerase:primase complex
Molecular function (GO): DNA binding
Source: RefSeq, a predicted model, not a curated record
UAUUUUUAUUAUGAGAAUUAUUAAUCCGUACCUAACAAAUGGUAAGGAAAAUACGCGGGAGAUCCAAGACGUCAAGAUUUUCGGAGAGUGCAAAAUGCCCACAAUAUCAAACGAGGCUCUACGUGAAGAGUUUGAACUAUUUGAGAGUGAUAUAAAUGAGGAUUUUUUAACAAAAUUGCGAGAAAUGUGCCUUCAGUUUCACCAGACUGAAGCUGAAAUUGCACAGGAAUGGGUUGCAUUCAAGUCCUCAAAACCUGGCAUCCAGAUGUCUUUCACAACAUUGGAAAAGUUUGAAAAAGAGUGGCUGCCAAGAAAAAAGCCUAGACCAGUAAAGCAGGAAGCAAAAAGUUCCACAGGAGUGGGUGCUUUUAGUAACAGAAUUGGAGAUGAGGAGGUUGAUUUACUAACCAUGUACACUGGUACUCCAACAUCAGAUGGGAGCAAGAGUGCUGGUAAAAGACAAAUCACUCCAGAAGAAAAAAAUCUUAUACGGAAACGUUUAGCAGUUUCUGAGAAAAACCCAGCCAUGAUUUUCUCUCCAAACAGCUUUUCACCAGCUCCAAAAAGGACCGUCACACCUUCCAGCAACAAAUUUUUAUCUCGCACAUCAGCAGGAGAAGUGCUUGUAAACUUUGGUGCCACGAAUGGUGUAGCAUGGGGAGGAGCAGUGCAAGAAUGCACAUUAGCACCAUACAGGCCCUCACAGGACAGUACCAAGCAGUACAGAUACAUGUUCCAGAAGCUGUCAGAAAAGGCACAAGUGCUUGAUGAUCAGAUAGAAGAAAUGACAAGCUUCCUUUGUGAAAAAUAUCACAUUGAAGAAUUUGUCAAUUUUACACUUCCUGCUCAGGAUGUUGUUCACAUCAGUGGGCGUGUGGCAUGUGACAGCAUUGGAAAACUGAACAGCCAGUCUGUUGUUCUAGAAGGUUCAAGGCAGUUGUCACAGGGCAGGCAGAUUGCUGUUGAUCUCUCUGAACUGACAGAGUAUGCACUUUUCCCUGGUCAGGUCAUAGCUGCAGAAGGAGUGAAUAUCACAGGCAAAAAACUGCUUCUCAAAAAAGUUUUUCAGGGUGUUCCACUACCUCUUCCUCAGACCAUCACAAAAUCUGAACCGGGAAUUAACGUGAGAGUGCUGAUUGCGGCUGGUCCUUAUUCUGCAGUGGAUGAUCUUGAAUACCAGCCCCUGGUAGAGCUUCUCGAUAUCAUUGAGCGCGAUACUCCUGAUGUUUGUAUUCUGAUGGGGCCAUUUGUAGAUAGCAAGAAUACAUUGAUUGAGAACAGCAAUACACAGAAAACUUACAAAGAUCUUUUCAAUGAGUGCAUGGAUACGAUUGCUGACAGAACUAGCAGGUUGAACUGCAAGGUGAUUUUGGUGCCAUCAUUACGGGAUGUCCACCACCAUCCUGUGUACCCACAAGGACCAUACUCCUUGUCAAAAACAAUACCACAGAAUUUUUACCUUGCUACAGAUCCUUGCACAAUGGUCAUCAACAACAUAGUCUUUGGUUUGACCUCCACAGAUGUUCUCUUCCACAUUGGUGCAGAAGAAGUGGCAUUAAUUAAGACUGGUAACACAGACAGGCUGGAAAGACUAGUACGCCACAUGCUGCAGCAGCACAGCUACUACCCUUUGUAUCCCCCAGCAGAGGAUGUUAAUGCAGACUAUGAACAUUUUGAGAGUGUUACCAUGCCUGUCACACCCCAUGUCCUUAUCACUCCAUCUGAUCUUCGCUAUUUUAUCAAGGAGAGUCACGAGUGCUGCUGUAUUAAUCCAGGCCGACUUGCAAAAGGUCAAGUUGGUGGAACUUAUGCUCGUCUUGUCCUGCAACCUCCAACCAGCACAGGAAAUACAUCUGUGGUAUCAACCAUAGCAGGGCAGAUCCUUCGCAUCUGAUUAACUAAUUUGCACAGUCUGUCACAUCCUUGAGAAUGUCCUAGAGGACCAAUGCUGGAAAAUGUAGGAGGAAAAAAACUAUGUACAUAUUCUUUGUAUGUACUUGUAUAUGCUUAUGUAUUCUUGGAUGGAAGUGUCUGUACAUAAGUGUUUUAGGUUGCAUGGAGAGAAUAUAAUUUUUUUUUUUUAGGAUUAUUUUACUGUUAAACUAUCACAACACAGUUAUGGUCAUAAGGCUCUAUGUAAAAGAAUUAAAAUGUCAACAUUCCUGAGGUUUUUUCUCAUAUAGUGUGACUGGUUGAAUGUGUGAUCUGGUGGCUUACCAACAAAGGGCUAUAAACUGAGUACCAACCAUACCUUCAGCCCUGCUUACCACUCAGCACAAAUUAAGUACUUGGUUUUUUUAUUGGCUGUUAUUGAAGACCAUUUACCUAUUUAAUGUCCAGGAGUAAGAAGUCAACAUUUACAGUAACAAUGUACUAAACUGUCAAAAAAUCAUCUUAGUUCAAUAACUGUUAUCUGCAUCUAUAAAACAUUAACCAUUUUCUUGCAACUUCAUAUUCAAACAUGAGUGAACGAUCUCAUGGUUUUUGUGUAAAUCAGUGUUUUAUGUCCUUUCAACCAGGUUAACAGUGAUGGAUGGAUUGUAUUUGUCCUAUUUUCUGCUG